Molecule: messenger RNA, 840 nt
Organism: Penicillium mononematosum
Lineage: Eukaryota; Fungi; Ascomycota; Eurotiomycetes; Eurotiales; Aspergillaceae
Exons: 1
Coding region: 1-840 (279 amino acids)
Source: RefSeq, a predicted model, not a curated record
AUGGCUUUCAGUGGCUUUGCCGAGCCGACCCUUCUCGACCUCGUCCCAACGCUCGUCGGCGAGUCCAAUUUCACAGAAUGGAAUACUGCACUGAAGUGGACCCUCGAUUCGCGCGACAUUCGAUAUUACCGACUUCUUACCGGCGUGUGGAGCGAACCCAGUGCAGUCGAUCCCACACAGCCUACGUCCACUGAAGUCGAGGCUCAUGCCCAGUGGGAUACUGCCAGUCGAUACCUCCUUCCGCUACUGAACGCCACGGUUCAUCAGACGGCCAAGUUCUACAUUCUCGACGCGAAUAAUGCACGUACUGCAUACGCCAACCUCCACCGCGCCUUCGCAGCCCGGUCGUACGAAGCUGGCUUCGCCAAUUUCCUCAAAUUCAUCAACACCACAUACACUUCAAACCAGCCUCAGGCUUUCGUCAACGAGUGGCGCGCCGCCCUCGCUGAGCUCCAAGAGUGCAACUCCACCAAGCUCACGCCUCUUCUCAUCUUUUAUCAUUUCCUGCAUGCUGUCAGCGCCAACCCGGCUGCGCGCUCAUGGCUUGACGGCUUUCUCAAUUCGAAGGUCUCCACCGAUACAACUAUCGAAGCAACCUUUGCGGACUUCGUUGUUUCCGAGGAUCGUCGCCUCAACGCUCUCAAUCAGGCUCACUCUUUUAGCUUGAAUAAGGGUAAACAUCUCCCUUUCUUUUGCGAGUUUCAUCAACGUCAGGCUGGUCAUUCCAGUGAGAACUGCUUCCGCAACCCAGCGAACCACGCCCCUUUGGAUAAACCGGCUUCGGCUCCGGCUACGGUUCCCGCUCAACGUACAGUCACUCAAGACCCGCCUGCCAAGUAG